UAAGUCACAUAUGGGCGAUAUUUGAUAAUUAAAAAAAAAAAUUCCAAAUUCAUAUUUAAUUAUAUUUAUUUCACGUUGACAUAUUUAUGUUGCAUGUUGACAUAAUUAUCUUGCAUGUCGACAUAAUCAAUAGAAAAAUAAGUUGUAAAUAGGAGACAGAAAUGUGCCAUCAUAAUUUUUAAUACUUAAAAUCUAGUUCGUGUUUAUAGAAAAUACAUUAAAAUGUAAAUUUUAAAAAAAAUGUCUUUCCGAUGAUGAACGUACAUUUUUGUUGGAUCCAUUGCAGAAAAAAUUCAUUAAUCCGCUAACGCGGGUUAUGAUUUUUUUUCUUUCUGUUGUGCUAGCUACCUUCAUCAUCCGAAUAAAAAAAACAAACAUUUUAUGGUUUAAAAUUAAAUGUCAAAAUCAUCAAAUAAAAACUGGAGUGACGUAACGAUUUAUUUAUAUUAAACAUAAAAGCAAUGCAUGCAUCUGAAAUUGCAGACUGCUUUCAAAAAACAUUAUUUUUAUUGGUUUCUUUUUGUAUUCUGUUUGAUUUUUGUUUAUAUUCUUUAUCAUUUGUUUGUUUGCUUUGUUUUGUGGUGUUUUUUUUUUUUUUGGUAUGCUGUCUGAUUAUUUGUUUAUAUUCUUUAUCAUUGGUUUUUUUUGUUGUCAUGUUGAUGCACCUAUAAACACUGUUACGGCUUUUGAGAGUCCACCCGAGCGUCACGUGAUUUUCACUCUUAACAAUAAAGCAAGCAGAUACCACAUGACGACCUCCUGGUCAUGAGGAGAACGUUGAUAAAAACAGAAUAACAAACGGUUGUACAGAAUCAGAAAUGUUCGUAGUACAUUGCUAUGGGAUUAAGGGGGCAAUUUGUAAUUCUGUAAAACUCGGUCUUGAUUGCAGGAGACAUGGCAGUCUUCAUUAACUCGCUACUCGGUUUGAUGUCGCUCAGCGACAUUCACAAAACUUGUACAAGCAAUCGUAUUCGUUUGACAGCUGGUGAUACUAACGAUCACAUGACUGUGCACGCCUCUCGUUCCCUGUCGGAUACAAUCUUACUCGAUGUAUCUGAAACUCGCUCCCAGCCCGGUCGUCUUAUCUCCUAUCAAUAUAAAGAUGUGUUCCCAGCUGAGCUGCGUGAUGUAACGUAUUCCUAUUGCCUCCGAAUCAUCUGAAAAUUGAAUUAAUAUUUGCACUUUCAGUGGUGAGUUUAGGAAGGCUCUGUGUACAUGUAUUAAAGUACUAAAUGUCGUACAGGAACCGGAAAUAAAUGAAAAAAAAUCAACAACACAAAAAACGGAUGCGUUUCCGGUUUGGAUAUUAACACGGGAUGCUGAAGACAACACAAAGGCCGACUCUUUACAUGCAGUUAUGUUUCCUUUUCUUGAUAGAACAAAUAGUUGCUUCAGGAACAAACUGCUCGUCCAGCCCAUGUUUGAACAAUGGUUCAUGCGUACAAAGUAACUUCCGGUGUGUGUGUCCCGAAGAUUAUGCUGGUCAAUACUGCAGCAUCAUGAUAUGGUGGCGCCCAGUUUUUAUUGAUGGAAGAGAGAACCCAGAUACAAUGUACCUGGGAAGAGACCACCGACCUUCCGCAAGAUGUCUCCCAAAAGAUCCGCACAGCGCUUAUGAAGGGUUCACUUCCGGUUUCUUGUCCGGGAUGGGCGCCAUGUUGUUCUUGUUUUUUUCAGUGUCUUGUUCCAUGUACUUCGCCAGGAAAUAUGAGGUACAUAGAGAGGAGAGGAGGCGGAAGGAAAUGGUGAUCUCUCUACGGAUACCGGAAGUACGUGACGACCAAUGACCCGUGUCAUAUUGGAAACAAACCGAAGUUGACAGAUUAUCGGUGUAAUCAUCACUGCUCAUUAUUUCAGUGAGCUUUGUACAAUUUAAAGUGGUUAUCCUCAUGAACACCCGGGGGAUGGCGUCCGACAUUCUAAUAAUGUACGCGUGUUGUGAUUGGUCUAUAAACUGGUUAUGUCAUUGAGCAAACUUCCUAUCUAUAAACUGGUUACCCCUACCAGGGGAGAAACUACGGUAUACAAAAUAAAACACGGUAUUGUA
Molecule: messenger RNA, 2047 nt
Organism: Ostrea edulis (European flat oyster)
Lineage: Eukaryota; Metazoa; Mollusca; Bivalvia; Ostreida; Ostreidae
Product: fat-like cadherin-related tumor suppressor homolog
Exons: 5
Coding region: 1317-1787 (156 amino acids)
Source: RefSeq, a predicted model, not a curated record